AUGGGUUCUCUACCAACUGGUCGUCUCAACAAGGGCAACAUCAAUCCCAAUGUCAUAGCCGCCCAGUACGCCGUUCGUGGUGAGUUGGCUGUCAAGGCAGAGGAAUAUAGAGUCAGGCUGGAACAAGGAGACAACACACUGCCUUUCGACAAGAUCAUCUUUGCGAAUAUUGGCAACCCUCAGCAACUCGAUCAGAAACCCAUCACUUUCUUCCGGCAGGUCCUUAGUGUCAUGGAAUACCCAGCAUUGCUGGAAAAAGAGGAUGUCCUGAAAUCGGAAUUUGGAUACAAGCAGGAUGUCAUUGACCGUGCAAGACAUCUUCUCAAGGAUGUUCAGAGUGUCGGUGCUUAUAGUCAAAGCUGUGGCGCUCCCGCAAUUCGAAAGAGUGUGGCUAAUUUCAUUGAACGGCGCGACGGCUUUGCUGCUGAUUUUUCACAUAUCUAUCUAUCUGCUGGAGCAUCAUCAGGGGUGAACACUCUUCUCAAUAUCUUAUGUGCCAACAAGGAUAGUGGGGUUCUUGUCCCUAUCCCACAGUACCCUCUUUACACUGCCACCCUCUCCCUUCUGAAUGCAAAAUGCGUUCCUUACUACCUGGAUGAAGAAAAGGGAUGGGGCACAGAUGUUGAGAAUAUCAGAACUGCUGUUGCCAAAGCCAAAUCAGAGGGCACAGAUGUUCGCGCCAUUGUGGUGAUCAAUCCAGGAAAUCCUACAGGUGCAUCUCUCAGCUCAGAUGCCAUAAAGCAGGUAAUAGAUCUUGCUGUUGAGGAAAACUUAGUUAUCAUGGCAGAUGAAGUAUAUCAAACAAAUGUCUUCAAGGGAGAAUUCACAUCAUUCAAGAAGAGACUACGACAACUACAACAGCAAUCACCUGGACACUAUGAUCAUGUUGAGCUUGCAUCAUUGCAUAGUGUGUCAAAAGGCAUGGUUGGCGAAUGUGGUCACCGUGGUGGCUAUUUUGAACUCGUUGGAUUUAACCCUGAGGUGGAGGAACAGAUCUAUAAGUUUAUCAGCAUCAUGCUCUGCCCCCCUGUUAUUGGCCAAUGCCUCGUUGAUUUAAUGGUCAACCCCCCUAAGCCAGGGGAGCCAAGCCAUGAACUCUAUGAAAAGGAGUAUAACUCCAUUUCAACUGGCCUACGAAACCGUGCUCUGGCUCUGUAUGAGGCAUUCAAAGCAAUGGAAGGUGUUGAAUGUCAAGAACCACAGGGUGCCAUGUAUCUUUUCCCUUCCAUUACCUUCCCCCCUAAAGUAUUCGAUGCUGCAAACGCAGCGAAUCGCAAGCCCGAUGAAUUCUACGCCCUUCGCCUUCUUGACGCUACUGGCGUUUGCCUCGUCCCAGGAUCUGGCUUCGGUCAAAAGCCCGGAACGCACCAUUUCCGCACCACCUUCCUUGCCCCUGGAACUGAUUGGGUGGAGAGAAUCGUCAGUUUCCAUAAAAAAUUUAUGGAUGAACAUAAAUGA
This is a messenger RNA of Ophidiomyces ophidiicola, 1458 nucleotides long. RefSeq names its product alanine transaminase (gene ALT1). Gene Ontology annotation, biological process: biosynthetic process. The coding region runs from base 1 to 1458 and encodes 485 amino acids. Lineage: Eukaryota; Fungi; Ascomycota; Eurotiomycetes; Onygenales; Onygenaceae. The transcript has 2 exons. Gene Ontology annotation, molecular function: L-alanine:2-oxoglutarate transaminase activity; pyridoxal phosphate binding. The record is from RefSeq and is a predicted model, not a curated record.